AUGACCAAGCCAUCAUUUACAAAUUUAUUUCACUCUGCAGCUGCCAAGGCUAAAAAACCACAAACAUCAUCACCAUCAAAAAAACCGCUUCCUUUAAAAGUUGUUGCUGCGGAUGCAGAUUAUGUUGAUACAUCAAGUAGUCGUAGCACAGAAGAAAUGAAGCCAUUAACGUUGUCUGGAGGAAAGAUAGUUUUUGGCUAUUCUCAAAGCAACAGACCCUUUGCGAAGUUGGAAGUUCAUCCAGAAAAAAUUGAUUGCUUUUUAAAGUCAUCGGGGCAAAGUUAUGUAAAAGUAGAUUUUAAACGACAAAAUAUCAGCAAAUUUUGGUACAGCUGUACGAGGAACGCCUUAGGAUUUGUUUACAGCUCAACUGUUAAAAGUAUUCCACCAGAGGAUUUCAAUAGCGGUGGAGUUUGCUUUCAAUUUGACGUAAAAUAUAAACCUAUUACUUUUAAAAAGAUAACAGAUUUACUUAAAGUUGAUGCAAUAGCAGAAAAAGAUAAUUUUACAGAUGCACAGUGUAAUGUUCCCGGAGAACGCUUUGACCCCGAACAAUUUAUGCAACAAGUGAAAGAAAAGCCAAAGCAAAAUACAACGAAGCGAAAAAAAACUAUAACAGAUGAUGACGAGGAAGAAGAGGAGCCACCAGCUGUACAAAUUAAGAAAUCACAUAAUCACAACAACAGUAGAACAGUUUUAUCACCAGAGGAAAAAGAAGAUGAAGCUGUUCAAGAAACAAAAAUUGUGCCAACAAAGAAAAAGAAAAAACAAGAACUAUCUGACACAGAAUUCACACCUGAAAAAAGUAGCGACGAAUCUGACACCGAAAUUAUUAAGAGAAAUUCCACCAUGGUGACAAGGUCUCAAUCUGCUUUAACGCCACGCCAAGACGAGGAUCGAAUUUUGCUGAAAAAAUAUAAUAUUGACAUAACCGUUAGAGAUAUUUCUCGACUGGAACCAGAAGAGUUUCUCAAUGACAACAUUAUUGAUUUCUACAUAAGUGAUCUAAACAACAAAUUUAUGGACGAGAAGGCAGACAGGGUGAAGAACGAUUUUUAUAUUUUCAAUACCCAUUUUCAUCCGCUCCUGAAAAGAGACGUUUCAAGAGCUGCAACCAAAAUUGCGAAGAAUGUGAAAAUCUUUGAGAAAAAACUUGUAUUUAUUCCUAUCUGUGAACACGUUCAUUGGUCUCUCAUUGUUAUUUGUAACCCCAAUGGUAAACUUGUUAAACCUGAUAAAAAAGAUCCAAAUAAGAAGUUUCCACCUGAUGCAAGAAUGAUCAUGUACUGUGACUCUUUAGGUGGAGUCAUUCCAACAAGCAUAACCAAACGUGUGAGAGAUUUCUUAACAAAGCGAUAUGCCUUUGAAUAUCCAGAUUCGAAUUCUUCCUUCUCAGCAGACAACUUUCCUGCUUCAAAAGCGAAUUUACCGAAACAAGACAACCACUGUGAUUGUGGCGUUUUUAUGAUCCACUAUAUUGAAAUGAUGAUACGACACGAAAUUGAUUCCUUACCUAUUGACAAUGUUGAUUUUUUCCGUGCUGAAGAUAUUCCUGCUAAACGAAAGAGCAUCAAAACCUUAAUUGAAUUCGAAAUACAACAACAGGAACAAAUGGCUCAACCUCCUCAUGAUCCUUCAUUUAAUAGCCAAUCUGAUUCCAUCUUAAUGGCGUCACAACUCUCUGCAUUGGAAAAUGUUCACAAAGAACUUCAAGACAAUACCGAACUGCCCGAUGAAGAUCUUUUUCGAGAUGAGGUCUUGAGGAGAGAUGACGAGAGUCAAUGA
Messenger RNA from Naegleria lovaniensis, 1785 nucleotides. RefSeq lists its product as uncharacterized. Bases 1 to 1785 code for a protein of 594 amino acids. Lineage: Eukaryota; Heterolobosea; Eutetramitea; Acrasida; Naegleriidae. Gene Ontology annotation, molecular function: cysteine-type peptidase activity. The record is from RefSeq and is a predicted model, not a curated record. Gene Ontology annotation, biological process: proteolysis. The transcript is spliced from 3 exons.